Molecule: messenger RNA, 906 nt
Organism: Gilbertella persicaria
Lineage: Eukaryota; Fungi; Mucoromycota; Mucoromycetes; Mucorales; Choanephoraceae
Exons: 3
Coding region: 1-906 (301 amino acids)
Source: RefSeq, a predicted model, not a curated record
AUGGCAGGAUGGCGAAAAGCACUUUUAGAAACAGGAAGAAUAGGCGACUUGUAUCAUUGUCAGCUCUGUAAACAUCGCUUUUGGGUUAAGCAACGUACUGUAUGUGCCACUUUAUUUCAUUAUAAAGUAUUUCGUAUCGUCCUGACUGCAAUGAUUCUGGGUCUUCUAUUGCUUCCAGCAGGAAACAUCAUGAAAAUACUUAUUCAUUUCUCUGUUCUCUUGAGCAAUCACCCCGGAGGACUCACACAGGCAUGGACAUCCAACUCAUUCUUUGAUAUCUUGUUUAAAAGUGGUCAAACAGCCAUCAUGGCAACAUUCUCACAGAGUUCAACAUCGGAUGCCUCAUCCCAUGUCUUGUUCUCUCCUUUCCCGGUCUGUUCUGCCAAUGGACUGUCUGAUUCACAUUCAUUGCUUUCCAACUGGCUGCUUUAUUACUUUUUAUUUCCCUUUUCCGAUGAUCGUUUUUGGGAGUUGAUCUUGUGUCGGUUGGAACACUUUCAUCUUGGUUUCUUUUUGUUAGGAAGCAUCUGCAAUAUCGUUUUUACUUGUAAAUUAUUGAAUGACAUGUUUGACAUUGUCUUGCUACCACAAGACGAAGAUGAAGACGAAGAAGACGCUUCCUUUAAUGUCUUUUUUGCAAGACUAUGUAAAAUCACAAAGGGUUUCUUGAUAACCCAUUGUUGUUCCUUGAUUGUCUUUUUUUGGAUUUAUUUCAACAUCUUUGCAUUCCAUAUCGAUUCAAACUCUGAACACAUGUUUGUAGCCAAAUUACCACUAUGGAUAUUACGUUGGGUAACAUUAGGCCUUACCGUUGCAGAAUUUGCAAAGAAUGUUUAUCAUGGAUUAAGCAAAAUCAUGUAUGGUGUUGAUCAAGAAGACAUCUUGUCCUUACCAGAACAAUCUUAG